Cygnus olor (mute swan) is the source of this 1135-nucleotide messenger RNA. RefSeq names its product canopy FGF signaling regulator 3 (gene CNPY3). Bases 57 to 848 code for a protein of 263 amino acids. The record is from RefSeq and is a predicted model, not a curated record. Gene Ontology annotation, molecular function: signaling receptor binding. The transcript is spliced from 6 exons. Gene Ontology annotation, cellular component: endomembrane system. Lineage: Eukaryota; Metazoa; Chordata; Aves; Anseriformes; Anatidae.
UUGCCGUGGUUACCGGGGCGAGGCGCGGCCGGCUGCGUGGCCCCGGAAGCGGAGCCAUGGCGGCGGCGGCUGUGGCGGCGGAGGGCCCCGCCGUGCUGCUGCUGCUGCUGCUGCUGGCGGCGGCGGCGGGCGGCGACGACUCGGACUGGGUGCGGCUGCCCAGCAAGUGCGAGGUGUGCAAGUACGUGGCGCUGGAGCUGAAGUCCGCUUUUGAGGAGACCGGCAAGACCAAGGAGGUGAUCGACACGAAGUAUGGCUUCCUGGACGGGAAGGGCUCUGCCGUCAAGUACACGCAGUCGGACAUCCGGCUCAUUGAGGUGACGGAGAACAUCUGCAAGAGGCUGCUGGAUUACAACCUGCACAAGGAGAGGAGCGGCAGCAACAGAUUUGCAAAGGGCAUGUCGGAAACCUUUGAGACCUUGCACAACCUGGUGCACAAAGGCGUCAAGGUGGUGAUGGACAUCCCCUAUGAGCUGUGGAACGAGACCUCCGCCGAGGUGGCCGACCUCAAAAAGCAGUGCGACGUGCUGGUGGAGGAGUACGAAGACGUGAUCGAGGACUGGUACAGGCACCACCAGACAGAGGAUCUCUCCCAGUUUCUCUGUGCUGACCACGUGCUAAAAGGGAAGGACGCGAGCUGCCUGGCAGAGAAGUGGACCGGCAAGAAGGGCGAUUUGGCAAGCAUGGGGGAGAAGCCGAGCAAGAAAAAGAGCGGGAAGAAGAAGAAGAAAACCGUGAAGGAGCAGAGCGAGGGCAUCGAGAGCCUCCCCGAUGCAGGGGCCACCCUGGAGGAGCACGGUGUCCAGGAGGAGGCCCCGCUCCCCCACAGCCCUGCCGACGAGCUGUAGGCAGGGGCCGGGAGCCCCGAGGCACGGUGCUCACCCCAGAAGUACUGAAGGGGAAGGGGUUCGCUCCACGCUGCGGGGCCACAGCCCCCGGCCAGCCCCGGCAUGGACUCACCAGCCCCUGUAGGCUCCAGCGAGCCGGGGCAGGGGGCAGUUGUGGCAGGUUGAGAGGCACGGACUCCGAUGUGCAGGAUCAAAAUGAAACUUUAUUAGGCGAGUGUGCUUCUUUAUAUACCCUAGGUACAGAGGCCGGUAACUUUCCGGUACACGUAUUAAAAUACAUAAGAAAA